AUGUCCUUCCCACAGCUGCUAAGACGCUCAUCGUUCGCCCAACACGACCCCCUCAUCACUCGCAUAUACACCUCCACCCCUUCUUCCAUAUCACAAACCGGCGACUGGGGCCUCAAAUACCCCAUUCAUCGCAAAAACCCCAAAUACAUCAAGGUCUCAAAUCUCGAUGCUGGCGCAGCGGUAGGCGCGGACUGGCGGUCAGGCGAGACGGAGGCGAGGUUUACAGAAACAUGGGGGACGGGACGAGUGCGGUGGCAGAGGCAUAGUACAGAUGUGCGGCAGGCGAUGCGAACCACUGCGCGGAACUCUUACGACUUUUUGAAUGACGGAGCUGGAGAGGAGAAGCAGGGACCGCAUCUCCUGCCGGAUCUGGAGGCCAUGACGCCAGGGGAGUUUGAGCGGUAUCUGGAGAGGAUAAGAGAGAAGCGCAAAGAGUUCUUGCCGGUGCGGCUGAACCAGCUGGCGGCCAAGGAUCAGGCGGGAUGGAGAGAGGACGAGGGAGACUUUACCCUCGUCAACCUCGGCGUCAGCGGUCACUCGGUCGACACGCACGGAGCCAACAUGCAGGCGUCGCUCGUACACGACAACAUCACUCGGUCCGGCUCCAAAGCCCUCCAAGCCAACCCCCAUCCCCUCGGCGGACUCUACUAUUCCCAGCACAUCUCCUCCACCCCCCAUCACCCCACUCACGGCAUAACCUAUGUCGAUCCCCGCACAACCUAUCCCGGACGAGCGGUCAACAAAAAGAACAUCUCCCAGCACCGCCAGGACGGGCUACAGGCGGGAUUCAACGCCCCAGUCGCGAACAAUGCUCCGCUCGUUGUGAGCAUUGGCGGUCUGACCGCUCAAUCGUCGACGAACAGCAUUCAGACCGCGGACACGUCGUCCAUCUCGGAGACGGACUAUACACGGACAGAGCCCGAACGCGGCGUCGGCCGGUUCACCAUGCGUACGGCCAGGCUCGAAUCCCUCCCCACCGUUGUCAACCUCCAGUCGAGCGACUUGUCGCGGAGAUACGGCAACAACCCCGUCAGCAAAGCCAAGCGCGCUUCCCCUAUGGAAACGUUCCAGUUCAACAUUGAGCUGGAGCUCGCUAGCGCCGCUACCAGACCAAAUCAGGGCAAGCAGUCGCUGAUUCCUGGUUCUCCCGAGUGGGUCGCGCGAGAACCUGGGAGGCGGGCGUCUCUGUCGCGGGGGGAUGAGCUGGGGAGGAGAGGGGAACCGCUUGGGAGUUCCAAAAAGGACAGAAUCAAGGGCGCGGCGUUGGGGGGACUGAAGAGCGAAGAGGCGGCUCUAAGGGCGGCAGAAAAGCAGGCGACAGAGGGACACAGGAAGAGGAUGGACGGACUCUUGCACUCGAUACACAAGAGGAGUACGGGACUGAGAGGGACGGAUGGGCGGUGA
Messenger RNA from Dioszegia hungarica, 1404 nucleotides. RefSeq lists its product as uncharacterized. The record is from RefSeq and is a predicted model, not a curated record. The coding region runs from base 1 to 1404 and encodes 467 amino acids. NCBI's taxonomy places the organism in Eukaryota, Fungi, Basidiomycota, Tremellomycetes, Tremellales, Bulleribasidiaceae. The transcript has a single exon.